UGAUAUUGUUCUUAUGGGACCCCUGGCAGUGUAUGGGUAGCAUAGAUGGCUCUCAGUCAAGGAUGCCCACACUGACCUGUAUUCGAAUAAUUAUUACAUGUACAACAUAAGAAUGUUUCAGGCAGGGGAGAUGGCUCAGCAGGUAAAGGUCCUUGAUAUCAAGCCCGUUUGUUCCGUAGGACCCACAUGUCAGAAGGAGAGCACACACUCCCACAAGCUGUCCUCUGACCUCCAUAUGUGCCGCCUGAUACACAAGUAAAUAAGUUUAAGAAUUUUAAAAAAGAAGGGUUUUCAUGAAACAGGACACAAGGAAUGGGCUUGUCCUUGGCAUCUAUCCGCCACCAGAGGGAGCUGUGUCCUUAGCCAAAGCUGAGACCAUGCCAGGUACUCUAUUAUCCUCCCCUGGUCCUGCACACGGUGUGGGCCCUAGCCACCCAGGAGGUGUCUCUGUCAGGGUCACAGCAACUGCAGUUGUGGGCCCUUGGUGCUCAGAUAGAGUCCACUGCCAUGGCUUCUAGGGCGGAAAGUCCAUGCUAGACAGCCUCACAGACUGGAGGACAAGAGAAGCUGUGUCCGCUGGGGGCAUCGAGGGCCGGAGAACAUUCAGACUGGAGCCAUUCUCUGGGUGGAGGAUGGUCCUCAGCCCUGCAGCCACCAGCCCCGACUCUGAACAGGGUCCCAGGGACUUGGCCUGGGGCUGGAGGGGCAUGUGCUGCUCCGCCCUGCCCCGUAAUUGCCUGUUUAUCUGAGCCUGCCCUCUAGAGGUGAGCUCCCCAGGGGCAGAGCUGGCCCACGCCACCCCUCCCUGCUGAGCCUGGUGUGGUGAGGACCCAGAGAGCUUGGGCGACAGAGGGCUCCCUUUGAACGCAGGUCAGCGCUGUGGCUCCAACGCUGACCUUGCUGCCCAUUUCCCCUGGGUGUCUGACAGCCUGGAGUUUAACCAGGACUAGCAUUGACAGGGAAGACACUCAUUUUGCUGCCUCGCCGUCUUGGCCUCCCGGGCCCUGCUCCCUGUCUAGCUGGCCCGAAAGGCUGAAGCUCCAACCACAGUGGUCUCGCCAGGAGUUCGACCCCAUUGGGAAGUCUGGGCAAGGCUGGGUGCUCUAGGCUAAUUGCAUUCCACCUCCGGGUGCUGCCGUGGUGACAGUCCCCGGCUCGUGCAAGGAGGCCCUGGGGAGCUCAUUACUGUGCCUGACAUCCCCUGCUGUCCCCGCUGAGUGGGCCCUGUUUGUUGUCACCCUCUUGUUCCAUCCUGUUGCCCGGCAGGGCCUCCCUCGCCCUACUCUGGUUUUUUUCCCCCUGGAAGGGCAGUAGGGGAGUGGCACCCUGAGUCCCCACCCAGCUGUACAUCCCGGUGCCGAGCCUCAGGUGCAGCUGUGUCAGGUCUGGGACACUCUUGCCCCCUUCUCCAGGAAGCUGCUCCUUUAUUUCUAGACCUCAAAGCGGCCUGGGGCUGGUGGGCACAGGCUUCAAAGCCAGCCAGGUCGAGUUUUCUGGUUGCUAGUCACAGACCUUGGGCCUCAGUGUGAACCUGCCUUUCCAGCCCCAGGGACAAAUCGUGGGUGUUUAGAAGUUCCUUCCUCGCACACUUUGAUUCUCUCCAACUCUACCCUUGUGUGUCCCACCUCAUCAUAUAUUCUGCAGGGCCCCCUCUCUUAGGGGUUCGAUACGGCCUUCCCCAAGUCAGUAGUUUGUUCCCUCAGGCAGACAGUGCAUUUGAGGUGAUCAGGCUGUGUGAACCCACAAUUAGAAUGUGAUUAAGCUAAAUACUUGUCACCAGGUUCAGCUUAGGCCAGAUCUUGGACUCGAUGGGAGGUGCUCCCUCCAGUGCCUGGUGCAGCCCCAAACAUGGGAUGGGCCUGCUGCCUGCUGCCUGCGCCCAGCUGUCCAGGAGGAGGGUCAGGGAGUGAGGCAUGGGACAGGCAAUCCUGGCCAGCCUGGGGAGAGCCAGGGAGUGUUGAGAACAGACAACAGUCUUGGUUUCCAGUUCAAAUACUUCCCAGCUUCAGGAAUAGGAAGAUCUGGAGUUCAAGGGCUGCUUGGCCUACUCAUUAAACCCUUUCUCUAUAACAACAGAAACAACAGUAAAGCGAGUGUUUCCCGCUCUGUCCCAGUGCACGCCUCAGUUAUGAACGGGCUCACUGAGAAAUGACGAGUGUAAGACUUAACCGUCUCCUCUGUGUGCAGUAUGUUGUGGAGACGGGAGGCUGUGGAAUACAGACCCGUGACGUUUGCCACCCAGAGGCAGCAGGGUUCGGGGUUUCCUUAUUUCCUUCUAGUCCUUUCCCUUCCGGGGCUGAGCAGUUUCAAUACACGCUCCUGCAGCCACAGAUGCCACUUGAGAAGUGGCCUUUCCCUCCCGAGUUCCUGCUCCCUCCAGCGUUGGGUCGCUCCUCACGGGGUCAGUUGAGUGCCUGGCUGAGCUGCGUCCAUUCUUUCCUCAGUGGCCACAACACUCCCCCUCCCCCAACCCCUUGCUGCCACCCGUGCUGUCUGUGAGACCCCUUCACAGCUGUCAUAACUCCUUCACCCUAACUUCCUGCAAAGUGUACCCCUCUGCCUGGGAGUGGACCAGGCCUCCCCAGAGGUUCUGCAGCCCUGGAUCCCCAUCAGGAGAGGCUGCCCCCUUCCCCUUCCCUUGUGCUGCAGAAAUCCGACUUCUUCCCCCUGCCUGGGUCUGUAGGUGCCAGCUUCCGUGGCCUCAGCCUCUGCCAUUGCUGUCCUUGCCAGCUCGUUGUGCUGGCUUGCUGCCUGGCACAAAGUGCUUGCCACCUCUAACUUCUCAGCCUUCCUGGAGAUCGUUGUGUCUGUGAGGUUAAUACCUGUCCUCUGCCCUUUACCCCCAUAACUCUGGCGUCAGCUCCAUCCCAUCUUCACCCACAGCUUGUCUAGACCCCUUUCCCUGAAGUGCUUCACACCCAUCUCUACCUCACCUUCUAGGCCUCUGAGAACCUUAAUCACCUUUUGUCCCGAUCAUUCAUUCAUUCAUUCAUUCCACAUUCAGCAUCUCUGCCAUUCGCUCAACUUUCUGAGCAUCCCCUGAGCAUGGCAAGCCCUGUUCUCACUUACAAGUGCUGAGCACGACGGACACAACACUGCCCUGUCAGGAAGUCAGGAACCGUGGGAAUGUCCUGGACACCAGACAAGGGCUGGCGCAGUUCGGUGGAAAGCACCUGCCUGCCGUGAUGCGUGGCCCGCGCCUCCAGCCCCAGCCCCCUACUCACACUCACACCGCUGUCACACCGCACACUCUCACCUGCGCUCACUCACGCUCGUGCACACCCCUCUCUCAAACGCUUAAAGCAGACAUGCAAAUACAAUCUGGGCUCACCACGUGGCGAGGCGGCAAAAGGAGCGUGCUGCCUGACAACCCAAGUUCAAUCCCGGAGCCCGUAUGGUGCGUGGAGAGAACCGACUCCCUCAGAUUGCCCCCUGACCUCCACACGCCACACACACGCACACUGCACAUGCGUGUACACAAACACAAUGAGUAAAUGCAAUGGGAAAGCUCUUUAAAAAAUCGGAACGUAGUGCUGGAAGCCCAGAGCUGUUUCUCGUCAGAGAGUUAGUGGAUGUUCCUCAGUAACAGCUCUCGGCCUCACUGUCCGGAAGGUGGCGGGCGGGUGAGCAGGCUUCGUCUCCUCCACACUGUUCUCUGGAAUUGCUGCCACGACCCGUCCCAGGGGUUGAGGUUCAUCUGUUCUCCUCACACUGGGAGCUGGACCCAGGAUCUUGUUCUUGUGAGGUGAGGGCUCUAGGCUGAUGCCAUUGAAGCUUCUCUUUCAUCCUAAAACCCCUACUAGGGAGGCGGAGGCAGGAGGACUGUGAGAUUGAAACCCGGCUAUGUAACUUACCAAGAUCCUGACUUAAAAGGAGCAGAUCGAGGGGGUGCGGUUCCAUUCUAGAGGCCUCGAGUUCAGUUCCCAGUACUGCAAAGACAAACAACCCCAAAAUAAAAAGUCUGCCUCGAUGACUCAGCACUUGGGAGGCUCAAGCAGGUGGACUGCUGGGACUUUCAGGCCAGCCUGGAUGGCUACAUGGUGAGACCUUGUCUCAAACAGAACAAAACCAGCAAGCUUUCCAUCAUGGUACCCUCUACUGUUCGGAAUCCCACAAUCCCACCGAUGGACCUGGCUUCCAUCUAGCAAUGGCAUGUGCUCUGGUCCCCUAGGCCCUGCCGGUUGUUUUCCGUUGCUGCGCCUCACCCCAUGCCUCUUUCCUGUGGGCGACACCCUGACACAGCAGCAUCUGUCUCUGCCCAGAUGCGCGCAUACACCCCGGCUCUGCCAUCUGCCCCCACACACCACACCGCCUGAGUUCUGCCUCCCGCCGACACUCGCCGGUGUGCAGGUCUCCAGGUUCUUCCCUGGCCUCCUGUCUCCUUGGGGAGGUGGAGGGCCCGUGCAGGCAAAAUGACUGGAAGGAUUCUGGUGGGAGUGAGAGCCGGGCCUCUGGCUCUGUGAUGCAGUGCGUGGUAGGAUCAAUCAAACCACAGCCUCCGGGAGCAGAGCCAGCCACCUGUCCAGCAGACGAUUUGGGGUUUGAGAGCCUCGGGUUCAGAGGGGAGGUGACAGCUCAGUCCUAGUGUUGAAGAAGAGGGAGACGCUCAGGGCGUCUGGAAAGCAGGAUUGACAGGACUUGGUGGGUGCUUGUGAGGGAAUGGCAGGGGGGCGGGUAGGACAGGCACCAAGUAGGCACCAAGAAGGCUGUGUGCCGCUGGUGCUGCCCGUCCCCUCUUCCCGGGUGGUCUUCAGCUACCUCCACGUGUCUGUCUAAACCCCCGAGUAUCUCCCGGCAGGGUAUUCCAUUCUUCACAAACAAGCGAGCCUCCAGCCUGCCACCACCACCGUAGUCAAGGUGGUUGCCACAGCAGUUGCCACCAGUGCUCCGGUCCCCCAGGAGCCAGUCACCCUCUAGCCUGCCUACACAGCCCGACAUUACCUCUGAGGAGGCUGUUGGGCACACACUCAUGUACGCCUUGCUCUGAGAGCUGGGUGGGGCUGGAAAGGGUCAGUGUCAAGGAGAGGCUGGAAGGGGAGGCGGAGCCUUCGGGUGCCUCUUCUCUUGGCACCCGAGGCUCCAGCCCACUUGAUUCCUUGACGUUGGCGGGAGUGGUGGCAGCGGCGACAGCUGUAGCACUUGGGCCAUGGCGGAAGACGGGCCGCAGAAGCAGCAGCUGGAAAUGCCGCUGGUCCUAGACCAGGACCUGACCAAGCAGAUGCGGCUCCGGGUGGAGAGCCUGAAGCAGCGUGGGGAGAAGAGACAGGACGGCGAGAAGCUGCUCCGGCCGGCUGAGUCCGUCUACCGCCUUGACUUCACCCAGCAGCAGAAGCUGCAGUUCCACCGCUGGGACGUGGUCCUGGACAAGCCGGGCAAGGUCACCAUCACGGGCACCUCGCAGAACUGGACGCCCGACCUCACCAACCUCAUGAUGCGCCAGCUGCUGGACCCCGCUGCCAUCUUCUGGCGCAAGGAAGACUCCGAUGCCAUGGAUUGGAAUGAAGCAGACGCCCUGGAGUUUGGGGAGCGUCUAUCUGACCUGGCCAAGGUCCGCAGGGUCAUGUAUUUCCUUAUCACCUUUGGCGAGGGCUUGGAGCCUGCCAACCUGAAGGCCUCUGUGGUGUUUAACCAGCUCUGAGGACAGCGCUGGCUGCCCUGCCUCUGGCCCGCACCUCUCCCCUGCCUGGACCUUCUUCCUCUUGUGUAUUCCGGGGACAUUCUUGUAGCCGCUCCUUCUGCGUUCAUCUUGGCCAGAGGUCCCCUGAGUGCUGCAUCCCCUGUUUCCCUGGAGCCAGUGCUGCGGCUCACAGGGGUGUCCCAUGGCUCCGUAGUCUAGAAGCUGGACGCUGCUACAAUAGACGGUAGAGGUCUUUUCAGUUCCGCGUGGGCAGACGAAUGGGCCUCUCAGACACCUGCCAUCUCUGCGUUAUUGUGGUGGAGAGAGAGGAACUGAGAGAUCGAGAGACUGACUGAGAGAUCCAACCAGCCACUAGUCUCCUUCAGGGAUGAGACACUGAGACAUGGCAGGAAAUGCCUCCUGGGGAACCUGGCAGGAAGGCAUUUGCCCCUGUGGGCCAAAGCCGGAGUCAGGAGGUGAAUGCCCAGUGGCACUCUGGCCGCCGGAAGGUCCUUCUCUCAGUGUUGGCAUCAGCCCGCUGUGACCUUAGGGCCUUCAGGACACUGGGCAGGAUGACAGGGCUUGAUCUGAUGGGCAGAGGGUGGCUGGCUUCACAGGUCUGGCCUAGGUUUCUAUGGAAAAGUGAAAAACACACGUAGAAACUGACAUGGCUCUGGCUACCCACAGGCAAACGUAUAUUGAGAGCCAGUAGCUAUAUUUGUAUGGAUGUGUGCCCGAGGCUGUUCCUGGUGAGAGAUAAGGCUAACUUUAAUUCGGUUGUUGGUCUGGUUCAGGGGCUUGGUUGAGGUGAUCCUGGAUGAGCCCUACUUGGUCAGGAGCUUUCCACACUGGGAAACUGAGGCUCCAGUGGUGAGGCAGAGGACUGAGUUAGAGGGAUCCAUGGCUUUGAAGCUAGAAACACUGAUGUCCCUGUUAGGAAGGCUGGUCCUCGCUGCUCUCUGGUCAGGGACACGGUGUUGUGUCCUGCUGUCACCUCUCUGGGCAUUUCCUGGCUGUUUUACUGGAGUGGACAUGGGUGAGGCUUGGGGGCAGUUAUGAUGUCUAAUGUCUGGCUCGAUGCCUAGUGCUGUCCCUGGAGACUCUCCAGGGUAACCCACUCACCCACCUGGCAGGAAAACCGGCAAUUAUUGGCAGAUUCAGUCCUACCCCAAGCUGCAUUCUCCUUCACCCUGUACAUGCUGAGAGCCUCCCUUUGUGGGGAAUCCUGCCACCUAGCAUCAGCCAGGGGACCCUCAGCAGUGCCCCGAGUUCUGUCUCGAGGCUGCCUCCACCCGGGAUACCGAUGCAGCAAGAUCUGAAGGUGAAGGUAGGAGCUGUCCCAGUGCAUAGGCUGUCAGGAGGGCAGGCCCCAGCUCAGAGCCAGGAUCCUGGAGGCGGGAGAUGGGCGGUGGCACUGGCCAUUUGUACCGGUGGCUUUGCUCGGCGACAUGCUUGCCGAAGCACUGGCUGCCUCUCAUGGAUUCUGCUGACUCUAGGGAGCCAUACCUAGACCGUGCCUCGACCUUUUCGCCUCCCUUUCUGACCUCUCCCUAGAGCUCUAUAGACCUCUUCGGUCCACACUGCCUGUCCCCGAACUCUGCCUCACUCCGUCUGCCCCGUGGGGACCUGAGUAUCUGCUGUGCCUGUCACAUGUCCCCAAUAAAGACUGUGUGCCCUCA
This is a messenger RNA of Meriones unguiculatus (Mongolian gerbil), 7296 nucleotides long. RefSeq names its product olfactory marker protein (gene Omp). Bases 5147 to 5638 code for a protein of 163 amino acids. Gene Ontology annotation, cellular component: cytosol; nucleus; axon. The transcript has a single exon. The record is from RefSeq and is a predicted model, not a curated record. NCBI's taxonomy places the organism in Eukaryota, Metazoa, Chordata, Mammalia, Rodentia, Muridae. Gene Ontology annotation, biological process: signal transduction; sensory perception of smell.